Molecule: messenger RNA, 2300 nt
Organism: Ananas comosus (pineapple)
Lineage: Eukaryota; Viridiplantae; Streptophyta; Magnoliopsida; Poales; Bromeliaceae
Product: monocopper oxidase-like protein SKU5
Exons: 9
Coding region: 208-2010 (600 amino acids)
Molecular function (GO): oxidoreductase activity; copper ion binding
Source: RefSeq, a predicted model, not a curated record
UUUCAUCAUCGUCAUCAUCUGUCUCCCCCCGCUUCAAUAAUCUCCCAUACCAACCACAGCAAAUUAAGCAGUACUCGCUCAUUGGUAUAAUGUGAUCUGCUAAAGAUAAGCACAAAGAGCGAGACCCGCACUUUCCUACAUCUCUCCCCCUUCAAUUCUUUUUCUUUCUUUCUGUUUUUUUUUCAUCGUAAAGCACCUUUUGAGAGAAUGUCGGCGACGAGGUCGGCUCCGGCGCCGACUUCUACUGCGCUCGCCGUUUUCGCGUCGCUGUUGCUUCUGGUGGGGCCCACCUCCGCGGGCGACCCCUACGCCUACUUCGACUGGGACGUCUCCUACGUCUCCGCCGCCCCUCUCGGCGUCAAGCAACAGGUGAUAGGAGUCAAUGGUCAAUUCCCCGGCCCCAUAGUCAACGUCAGCACCAACUGGAACGUUGUGGUCAACGUCCUCAACGACCUCGACGAGCCUCUUCUCAUUACUUGGAACGGGAUCCAGCACCGCAAGAAUUGCUGGCAGGACGGGGUGCUCGGCACGAAUUGCCCGAUCCCGUCCGGCUGGAACUGGACUUACCAGUUCCAGGUGAAGGACCAGAUCGGCAGCUUCUUCUACUUCCCCUCCUUGAACUUCCACCGGGCCGCCGGCGGGUACGGCGGCAUCAUCGUCAACAACCGCGACGUCAUCGCCGUGCCCUUCGACAAGCCCGAUGGCGACUUCACCGUUUUCAUCGGCGAUUGGUACAACAAGGACCACAAGGAUCUGCGAAAGGCGCUGGAUGACGGGAAAAGCCUCGGGAUGCCCGAUGGCGUCCUGAUAAAUGGCAAGGGCCCGUAUCGGUACAAUAAGACUCUCGUUCCCGCCGGUAUUGAUUAUGAGACCAUCAAUGUUCAUCCCGGCAGAACAUAUCGGUUCCGUGUGCACAAUGUGGGCAUCUCCACCAGCCUAAACCUCAGAAUCCAGAACCACAACAUGCUUCUCGUCGAGACGGAAGGAUCGUACACCGUGCAGCAGAACUACACCAACCUUGAUAUCCAUGUCGGGCAAUCGUACUCGUUUUUGGUCACGAUGGACCAAAAUGCGAGCAGUGACUACUACAUUGUGGCGAGUGCGAGGUUCGUGAAUGAGUCGCUUUGGCGAAGAGUCACCGGUGUCGCCAUCCUGCGUUACUCUAACUCCAGAGGCAAAGCAUCCGGUCCUCUUCCCGACCCCCCGCAAGAUUUAUAUGAUAAGACGUAUUCGAUGAAUCAAGCAAGAUCUAUCAGGUGGAAUUUAAGCGCUGGCGCUGCACGUCCUAAUCCUCAAGGAUCUUUCAGAUACGCUUCGAUCAAUGUGACGCAGCAGUACUUAUUGAGAAAUGAGCCCCCAGUGAUGAUCAACGGGGAGCGUCGAGCGACGCUUAAUGGGAUUUCUUACUCUCCGCCGGAAACGCCACUCAGGCUCGCCGACCAGUAUACGGUGAAGGGAGUUUACACACUCGAUUUCCCCACGAGGCCGCUCAAGGGAUCACCAAAGCUUGCAAGAUCUGUUAUCAACGGCACCUACAGGGGGUUUAUGGAAAUCAUAUUUCAGAACAACGAUACCAAUGUUCAGACUUACCACAUGGACGGAUAUGCGUUUUUUGUUGUCGGAAUGGACUACGGGGAGUGGACGGAGGAUAGUAGAGGAACGUAUAACAAAGGGGAUGGAGUCGCACGCUGCACGACACAGGUUUUCCCUGGCGCAUGGACGGCCAUCCUAGUUUCAUUGGACAAUGUGGGCAUCUGGAAUGUGCGCGCCCAAAAUCUUGAUACUUGGUAUCUCGGGCAGGAAGUGUAUGUAAGAGUUGUAAAUCCAGAAGAUACGAACAAAACAGAAUUGCCGAUUCCUGGCAACGCGUUGUAUUGCGGCCUCCUUCAAAAGUAUCAGAAAGAACAAGUACCACACCACAGGGUAAAGUCGUCUUCCGGAAUUAUCUACGCCGAGGGAAAAUUUGUCAUUUUGAUGCUGUUCUUGGUUGCAAUCGCAACGUUCACGUAAAAUUUCCAGUUCCUUCGAAAUUAUGACUUAAUUGGGUGGAUUUUGGUCAAAGAUUAAUUCAGACCGGAAUUCCAGCUGCUGUUUUUUUUUCCUUUUUUUCAGACCAUAUGUUUCGUUGUGUUACUUGGAUUCGGCCCAUUUGUUUUCAGUUUGGGUUCUGGAAGGACAGAUCAUUCUUUUGUGUCUGAUUUUUAGCUGUUAUUAGUCGAUUUGUUUGACUACUUGUAAAAUAUUUUGCUGCUAUAUGUCAAGUGACUCUGCAAUAUGAAUUUAUCAUCUUCUUUUUAAAA